GCCAGAUGUAGAUCGAAGAAAAGAUAGACUGAUUUUGCAGCGAACAGCGAUCCACCCACACAAUUACUUCUUAAGCAAUCACACGAAAAUUCAUCUGCGGCGUUUCCGUUUUUGUUUUGCUCGAAGAGCGUUUCAUCUUGUUCUGUGUUUCUCUUUCGUUGAGACGCGACCGCGAGUCAACAUCAUCUUCUUUUCCCCCUCCCAUUUGAAAAUCUCCUUCUUGCCUAGCACUCCCCCGAGUCGUCCUCCGAAUGACGACUUUUAGAAGUUGUACGACUGAACGCGCGCAGACCAGCACGACCGCCCGGCGCACUAUGGGGCUCGUGGCCGCGGGCGCGUUCAUUUCCACGUUCGCCGGCGUAACACAGGCCGCCGGCGUCGUGACCGCUACGGAUCGCGACGUUCACGGCCAAAGCGUUACUAGCAGUGCGGAUACUUCCCCCACGUGUCCCGCGGGCGACUACGUGCUCGCGCACGCGCGGUUGCAGAAGCUGAUCGGGGAUUUGACGAAAGAAACGGACGAUGCCGUGCCGUUGAUCGACUUGUUGUCCGAAAAUGACGACGACUUUUACCAGGACUCGUACGACGUAUCCUCCGGUUGGGAGCGACUGACCACCCCCACACUGAAACCGGUUAAGCACGAGUUAUCCGCGGACGAGGACAUCGUGAUGAUCCCGCCCAGUGUGAAGUCGUCGCCUUCCUAUUCGCCUUCCGGCGCAAGCAGCAGCUCCGACUGGGUGGAUCUCGGGGCUACUUUCGGCGGAGGCUCCGUGCCCGCGUCGCCCCUGAUGUUCACCGGGAGUUCUCCGAGCGGCGCUUCGUCCUCGAGCGCGGUAGGAUCGCCGAGUGGGAGUUCUUUUAUCCCGUUUCCGCUCAAAAGCGUCCGCCGCUUGAACAAGGGCCGGAGCACGGCGGCGCCGCUUUUCGAUUUGACCGGGGACGAUUUUUCGGACACGGAGUCCGCGGCGUCUACGGAUUUUGGCCUUACCCCGAAAACCGACGCGUCAGAGCUGACGCCGAAAAAUGAGGAGCUUUCGCCGACCUCUCCCGCAGACACGUCUGCUCCAGUUGACUUGGUGAAAGACGAACCCGCUUCGCCAGAACAGGGCGAAGAGGCGCAACCCCUCUCUUCAAGUGCGACGUCGUUGAAAAGCAGCAGCAGUGGUGACAGUAUUCAAACGGCCGACUGGGACCACAUCAUGACUGACAUGGUGAAUGGCCGUUCCGACCCGGAAGAGGGCGCUUUCGCGUCCGACGAAAACGGCAGCGAGCCCUCCUCUCCGCGACGCCCUCCGCUACGCACGCCCUCUGACGAAAACAGCAACGAGUACUACACUCCGACCAUGGAGUCCGACUUGCCGGAAACUUCUGGUUCUCAGUCGCAAAAUGCAGACACUGUUGCGGCGGUCGAAAGCGAAAACGAAAACUCCUACACCCCCACGGAGGUUUACACCUCCCCAACCGAGGCGGCCGACGAGGAGCCACUUUUGGCCGGCGCGUCCCCACGCACCGAGUUUUUCUCCAUGGCGGCAAAUGACCGGCAACCCGAGUUUCACAAUAUGGCCACUGGCUCUGACACAAGUGGUUCUCGCUCGAACUCGCCCGCGACCAGCUCGGAGUCGUUGCAAAGCUCCCUUGCUUCGUCCACGACGGGCACGUCGUCUAUCGGGGAGAGUGAGGAUUCCGAGGGUCGUGAUGCUCAGUUCUUUCACUUGCGCAACGAGGACAACGACCACCAGGUUGACUACGGAACGAUGGACAGUGCCAGUCCAUUGGGCGAAGGCAUGGACCAAUACCCAGACACGCAGGAAGCUGCACCGCGAUCCCCCUCCACCCAGUCCUCCCCCGCUUCCAGUUCUUCCUCCUUACGGUCCACCGAAUCGCGGCCGGUCAACCCCGGGACCGGGUCGCGGAGCCGCGUGUUCCGCUGGGCCAACGAGACCAGCGACGACGAGGCGUUCCUCACGCAGGUGCACGAGUUCCGGUUGCCUUCGAGCGACUCGGCCGCGUCGGAUGAGGUGGACCGCGUGGUCGACCAAGCGUCGUCCUCUUCCAGCGACCGCCGGAACCGGGUUGUUCGGGAGAAUGAUGGUGGUGACGGGGACGACGGCAGCGAUUUCUCUUCCUCCUCUUCCGGGUCGUACGCGUCGGACUCGGACACAGAGUCCGAGGGGGAAAUCGUCAACGAGGACAGCCCGGGGAAUUCCGAGGACGAAGACGAAAUGGUUACCAGUACCUCCUCGUCGGGGUCGUCCGGCUCAACAACCACCCGCCGCCACGCCCGGCUGCCGGAGGAGAAGCGCAUCACGUCCGAGGGGCUGGAAGUCACGAAGCGCGAGUUUUUGCGCAUGUUCGGACCGGCGGCGGACUGGCAGCGGGACGCGAUCCCGCUGUACGCCACGCGCGUGUCGCCGGCGGGGUUGACUCUGCAUUACCACGAGUUUCUCGAUGUGUACGGGUUGGACGCCUGGAAGAUGUGGUGGGCGUCGGUGCUGCCGAAGGAAAAGCGUACGGCUCCAGACGGAAAGAAUUACGGCAAGAAAACGUUCCACGAGUGGUACGGAGCGCAGGCCAACAUCCUGUGGGCCCAGAGCCCGCGACCGAGCGAGCGGCGUGUGGACCCGUAUGGUAAGCUGAGGAACAAGAAGGACUUCAUCAAGAACUUCGGGCAGGUAAACAGUGCUUGGGGUGGAAACAUCGUUUAGCUGCUUUUUCCGUGUGCAUUGAUCUUCUAUCAUGGAGAUGAAAUUAUAGGGCAAUGUUGAUGUGCGACGAUGGCCAAAUUGAAAAAUCUAUCAGAUGAACGGCAAUCUGGAAUGGAUGCGCGCGCCUUUUCCGCGAUACCGUCGUGUUGCGCCAAACGGACGCGUCCUGACGCUCCCUCUUUUCAUUCACAACUUCGGUCGGCAGAACGGCAAUCGGUUUUGGCACAGUGCACCCCGUCCGUACUACAAGCGCACUGAUCCGCGUGAUGGUGUCCGAAAGAACAAACAGGCCUUCAUUCGCGCGCACGGAGAGGGGUACGGAAACGCGCUGUGGGCGCACGCGGCACCGCUGAAGCGCAGGAACACCGUAUGGGUUUAGUUGUUGUAAUUCUGCAGUAGCGUUGCGUUAUUCCGAUUUCAUUUUGACGCCCCAUAAGUAACUCUAAGUACGCUUUGAGCGACGUUUACACCUAUGUGAUGUCUGUUUUGUGAAAAACAACUACAGCACACGUACUACUCGGACGACGACGCUGCCACGUCGCCAGCCACGGAGCAGAGCAGCUUCUCGCCGACCAGCCUGGCGUCGGACAUUACAGAGCCGGAGGAGGCAGGAGCUUCUGUAUCUGCUCCGCUCACUCCUACCGAGGUCAUCUCGUCUGACUCGGAGAGCGAGGAGAUCGUCUCAACGGCCGCUCCACCUGCGGUACUGGAAACUGCGCCCUUGUCGCCGACCAGUGUGGCGGACGAGACAGAAUCGAAUUACGACACAACAUGGCAGGAUUACGUUUCUGACCCGAUGGAAGUGGACCAGGAAGGCCAGCAGGAGGACCUCCCGGACUCUACGUCCGCACUCGUGCAGACGGACGAAGUGACAGGAUUUAUCCAGGACAUCGAGCACAUCGCUGCCGACGACGAUUCUACCGUGGAACCCGAGUACAUGCUGCUCCCCGACCACGAUUCCGACGAGGAAAUGGAAAACCUGGAGGCUUCCUGGACCCAGAGCGAGCUGGCCCGUCGUUUGGCGCGGGACCUGCUGAUGAACGCGGAUCCGGACGGGUCCUUGACGGAGCGGUUACUCCCCGAGUCCGCAUUGCUGGACGCAUCCAACGAGACGCUGGAACUGUUAACCGAGUCCACAGACGCGCUCGGCGCGCUCGCGGCAGAAGAGGACAAGACUGCUAGUGGUAGUGCUCCAUCUACUGCAGCUUCGUCUGGUGCAAAAGGCCGCCUGCCGAUUGGGCAGUACGGUUACAGUAUGCGGUCCAGCCAGGCAUGGAAGGAACAACCAGCAAGUUCUGCGGACGCCGCUCCAGUGCAGGUGACCCCGAGCGCGCAGAAGUUGUCGAAUAAGAUCCCCUUCGGUCAGUAUGGUCACGGGUUCUUGCCCUCGGCGUCAAAAGGCCAGAAGCGUGCAAUCAAAGAGGAAGACAGCAGCUACGAGGAGCCACUCGCGGAGCCGGCCCCGACGGAGGUCGAACCGGAGGCGCUGGCCCAACAGGUCACGGACGGCAAGCGCGGCCGUGUGCCGAUCGGACAGUACGGAUACGGUCUGCCCUUGCGUUCGAGCAAAGCUUGGAAAAGCGAAGUUGCGGCACCAGUUACCGAGGUGACCCCGCACGCGCAAAAGCUCUCCAACAAAAUUCCUUUCGGUCAAUAUGGGUACGGAAUGCGACCGGUUCAGAAGGUGAAGGAGGAGGAACAGGAAGAAGAACAAGCACCGGCAUCGGAGAAGCAGGCGAUGGACAGCAAGCGUGCGCCAAUGCCGAUCAUUGGUCAGUAUGGAUACGGGUUGCCAAUCCGCUCAAGCAAAGCCUGGAAGGCUGAAGCCGCAACCCCGGUCACUGCGGUCACCCCGCAUGCGCAAAAGCUUUCAAACAAAAUUCCGUUCGGGCAAUACGGAUACAGCUUGUUGCCAACAUCACACAAGAACGACGAGUCAUCUGCUAUCGAAGGCGAGAUCGACAUGUUUGCUCCUCCCACUUCCGAAGAGCUGCAGCGUCUGUUGGCUGACGAGCCAGAUCUGGAAGAAAAGUUCGCGGCCCAGCUGACCGGCCGAGAGUACCGGCCCAUGCACCGAGGCUACCCGGGCUCCUCCUCCGACAGCACUGGAAUGUCGAAGCUGAGUAUGUCUUCCUCUUCCCUGCAAGGCAGCAAGGAGAGCGAAGCACCCAGCUACACCUCCUACCUGCUUUUGCAGAGCCAAGACGAUUCAUCUUCAGCGAACAACGCCGCUUCCUCCUCCUCCGGCGCGGGCAGCAGCACCGACCUGCCGGUAUCCCUUCUUCGAACGGACGACGACCACCGGGACCCCACUCCUACGGAACUCGUCGGGAUGUUGGAAGAAAUGAGCCAGCUCCAUGCAGGUGCAGAAUCUGCUACUGCUUCAAGUGCAUCUUCUAGCUCUUCCUCCACCAGCACCACAGACCGCAUGAUCGCUGCAAUGGAGGUGGCGCGUAAGAAAAUGCAGGGCUGGGCGAAGGAGGUGAAAAAGAAUCUCGUUACUCCCGUGGUCGAUGACGCGCGGCUUUUUGGUUCGGAAGUCUCAGAGUUCGGCGCCGGUGUGUCCGUGCGACUGAACAACGCGCUUACCGAGGCCAAAGAAGUGUCGAACGUGGUCAGCGGCCGCGUCUCGGAGCAGAUUCGGGACGCGUUCGCGCAGUUGCGGACUCCGUCCACGGAUACGAUCGCGCCAGCACCGAAUGCGGGCGACGAAGAUGAGGACACUCUGGCAGACCCGAAUGCAGCGUAUGAUGAGAUGUUUGGUUUUGUAUGUGACAAGAAGAGAGAUGAAACAAAGAAACAAAGCUGCGUGAUUACAUGUCAUGGCUCUCAAUUGAGCUUUGAAAAAAUGUAGAAGAUUUGCGAAAAAUUCGACAGAAACUUCCGCAACAUGGUCGCGGAGGUGACCGCAAAUGGAGUUCGCACUUUCGUCGAUAGCGUGCGGGAUGCGGGCGCCGCGUCGCUCCAGAACGUGCAGCAGGCAGUGUGCCGCCAGGGUAUGCUCGAGCUGAACGUGCCGUCCACGCGACAGAACCUGCAGGCAGUUGCCACUUUCGUGCGCUUGGAGGAUUUGAUCAACUGGCUGAGUCAGCCCACACUGAGCAUCCUCGCCGACGAGCCGGCAGACGCGGCAUCUUCCUCGACCAGGAGCAAACGCCAUGUUGCGUACUAAUAAUUUGCGCUUCUUUUUCUUGAGGUUCAGUUUGAUUUUUUUGAAAACAAGGCUAAAGACGUAGAAGAAAGUGCUAUAUGUUUACUCAAUAUUCGCUUGCUCUCGUGAGUGGUCCGGGUAAGCCUAAGCAGCGCAGCUGCAUUGACGCUCUUUGCGCCGAGCGACCGUCAUUCUGUAUCCAAACAUCAGACACGCGAACUUCGGGCGCUUUACAAAGGCAGCGCGCAAGCAGCAGAAGCGCAAGCGCGCGCUGGAAUUGGCCCAGAAGAAGUACGAAAAGGCAUCGCGCUGGAACGCUUUGGUGCGUGCGCUCCUGGAGCAGGAAGCCGAGGAACCGUCCUCGGGCGCGAAGCAGCGGUGGGAAUCUUUGGUGAGUGCCUUGAUGUUCGCAAACGAUUUCAACGCAGUCAAGGACAGAGAAGAGCCAACUUUUGACUCUGCAAAAGACGCCGCCAGUGGAAGUUCCAGCAGUUCAUCUUCUAGCUCUUCAUCGGCGUCUUCUAGUGGCGCAUCUUCUUCGACGUCGCAAAUGUCGUCGCAAUUUCUUUCAGCUAGUACUACGUCAACAACAUCUAACAAGCCCCUUGUUCUGCUCAAGCAGACCCCAGGUCCGCAGUCCCUGGCUCUGAUGGCGCGCAAAAGACUUGAAUCGCACCCCUUGCGGGCGAUCACCUUGCAGGACCAGAACGAAAAGCUGCUUCGUGGCUUUUUCGCGCUAGCGCAGCAGAAGGAGAUCUUGACGAAGUUCGUGAAAUUCGUGCACAGGACGGAGGAUGACACCCUCGGGGUUGUCGGAAACCGCAGGGCAGCGGCCAACUACGACUUUUUCUUGAAGUUACUGCCUUUUGUGCUUCCACAGCUGGCAAACGCAGCUGCGGGACAGCGGCAAGGGGCGAAAGUAAACGUCUUCAACGCCGCGAAGUCCAUCUUGCGAUUUCCGGUGCCCAUCAAAGCGAUUGAGGAUAUCAAGAGUAGCAGCAGCAACACAGGGGCGGCCUUGCCGUUCUACGGUCCACACUUGCCGGUCGUGAAGCAGGAACAAGCUGACAGCGAGGAGAAAUCAGUUGAGUACGGGCCGGCACCAAAGCCAGAUGGGUGGAAGGGUAUAGGAAUCGAGUUUUUUGGUGGUUUAUGAGCUCCUGCAGCAUCCAUUUCUUGUUUGCCUCUUCGAGUUGUGGAUCAGGAUGAUAUGUGCCCGAAAGGUACUGGUAUUUUUGAGAGUGCGCAGAAGUUGCUAACUUUACUACUGCUCACGAACCUCGUACAGACGAUGCUGACGCGGCUGAGUCGACGACGACAGGCUCAUCGAGCAGUGGUUCAUCGUCCGGCACAUCUUCCUCGUCGACCUCGGGUGCUGCAGCUGCAAACGCAAGUAGCAGCGGAACAGGUUCGCCGUCAGGUGGGUCGUCCGCCAGUGCAUCCGGAGUAUCAGGGGGAGACAGCGAAGGAUCAGCGGCAGUAUCCAGUUCUUCAAGUUCAAACGGCGGUAAGUUUUGGCGAAAAAUAUUGUUCUUUUUGUGCUAAUGAGCAAAUACGGAUAGAUUCUUUGAUGGUGACACGCACAGAAAUCCAAUUUAUGACUUUGUGCGGGUGGCACGCGCGCGCGCAAAAACCUUAUUGCUCCAUCUACGACUUCAGAUGACAGAACUGACACGGAAUCGCUGACCUCCAGUACGGAGACGCUGGACGCCUUCGAUGAGCCACCAUCACCUACUGGAGUCAAUUCGCGCAGCAUCAACCUUGGCGGUAGAAACUGUUCUGUGGUUUGCUCCUCUUCUACAUUUCGUCGAAGAAAAAUGCUACGCUGCAUGCGAAACAGCGUAUACCUCGAAUUUGCUACAAUUCAUUCUUGUGAGUCUAAUCAAUUUAUUCAUAGGGGCCGCCGGUUCGCCGGAUGACGACGGCGAAAAGAGCAGAAAAGUCAGUUUGGUACAGAAGCUUUCCGGCCGGCCCGAAGGGUCAGAUGAGGGGAGCAACAAUAGCCAAGAGGAGCAGGAGCAAAACAAUAACAACAACGCCGACGACGCCGAUGCCAAUCGCAAAACGCUUUUGAAGAUCGGGGCUGCGUCGUUGCUCGUGAUCUUCCUGGCCGGGGGAUUUAGCGUCGUGCUUUGCCGCGUCUUGGCCACGGAUACCAGCGUGAGUAACAUUCUCUCCGAUGGUAUGGACGACAUGCUGAUAGACGAUGAGGAUGAGAAGGAGAAAGGAGAGUACAUGGACGAUUCCGACGGGUCGGAUUAGUGGAUUUUGCAAAUGUUGCUGCUCCAAGCAGAAAAUUUUGUUUUUCAAAUGAACGAUUUUCGUGUCACAAUUCCAAUGUACGAGAAGACUGGACCUCAAUGUACGAGUUAUCAGGUUGAUCAGUUCGAAAUACUUUGUUACUGACUUAACGAUAUUAUCCGGAGUGGUUGAAGAGCAGUAGCCCUUUUCAAAUCUUCCACUGGUUGUUGAUGGUGCUAUCUCGUAUCUCUAUCUCUAUUUUCUAGAAUACAGCGACGGCCACGUGGAGAAUGAAAGUAUUGACGCUUCGUAUACCCCUUUAGGCGCAUUCGCAUCUAUGGGCCCAGAGCAUAGGAAGUGUAUUUGAUGGAAUUUCGAGGUUAUUUUGCUUUCCGUUUUUUCUAAAUGAAGCAUUCUUUCCAGAAUGAUGUUUCUCGCAUUGUCUUUCGAGAAGUACUAUCAAUGCACCACACCUGGAGAUGCAUGAGAUCAGGUACUGGUCAAAUCAAUUUUUGUUGUCUGCGAAAAGAACAGGUCUUUGACUGCGAAUUGCAAAAACUGACUCGAUAGAUAAAAAAAUCGCUCCGUCGAGCACAAAAAAUCAAUUCCUUCGAACCAUGGUGGUGAAGGUGUAUACAGAGGAGGGAAAGUAGGUACACA
Amoebophrya sp. A120 is the source of this 8757-nucleotide messenger RNA. NCBI's taxonomy places the organism in Eukaryota, Dinophyceae, Syndiniales, Amoebophryaceae. The record is from the annotation of a GenBank genome assembly.